Eremomyces bilateralis CBS 781.70 is the source of this 774-nucleotide messenger RNA. RefSeq lists its product as uncharacterized. Lineage: Eukaryota; Fungi; Ascomycota; Dothideomycetes; Eremomycetales; Eremomycetaceae. The record is from RefSeq and is a predicted model, not a curated record. The annotation marks the transcript as partial. The transcript is spliced from 3 exons.
AUGUCCGACGUCGAAUCCCCUGGAUCUGCGCAGCCCUCCUCGACAGGUCCAAAGUACCCGGCGCCAAAAGACAAGCAAUGUCCCUAUUGCUACCAACUCUUCACCUCCUCCUCCCUCGGCCGCCACCUCGACCUGUACAUCAAGCCGAAGAACGCCAAACCGCCGGACGGGAAGCACGAUGUCGAGGAGAUCAAACGGAUACGGGGGCACAUUACGCGUCGACAGCCGAAGUCCGGGCCGAAGAGAGCGCCUGGCUCGUCUCGUUAUAAUGACGUCUCGGCCGACAUGUCCACCCCAGCCUUGCGCGUACCGGCGAUGAAUAGCAUCCUCCCUGAAAUCUUUCGGCCAACGUGGUUGACGACAGGGGUGAUUUCCGGACUGCCGCCGCGGCCGGUGAGCGCGUUUGAACAUUCCUUGGCGCGUGGCCACGGGUCCGCGGGCGGGACAACGCUGCCGGCUGGGAUGGAGAGGGAUGUGAAGGAGCGAUUGAACGAGCAUUUGGAGACGGGGGCGGCGGCGCAGAGGGCAUUGAAGGAGAUGUGGAAUGUUUUGGAAGGAUUGAACCAACCGAAGCCUCCCGCGCAUCCAUUUCCCUUCGACCCCGUCUCCCACAACUUUCCCGGCCUGUGCCUCCGAAUCCUGGAACCUCCACCGACGCUCUUCUCCGCGACGCCCUUUGCGAUGUCGUCAUCUUGCUCCAUUAGUCCGCCCGGCCCGAAUCAAUAUGAUGCGCUGGUUCGCACCGUCCGGGAACGCCUUGCGAACCAUAGCGCA